Messenger RNA from Drosophila grimshawi, 3011 nucleotides. RefSeq lists its product as uncharacterized. Bases 267 to 2492 code for a protein of 741 amino acids. The record is from RefSeq and is a predicted model, not a curated record. Lineage: Eukaryota; Metazoa; Arthropoda; Insecta; Diptera; Drosophilidae. The transcript is spliced from 6 exons. Gene Ontology annotation, cellular component: membrane.
UCACUCGAACGGCGAAGCGUUUGGAGCGCACGCGGAACGCGCACGGGACCGCAACGAAGCAACAUUUUUUGGCUACAGCUGCCGCCAAAAAAACCAAAACAUGUAUAUAUAAAAAUACAAAAAAAAAAAACAAGAAAUAAAAACAAAAACAAAUAUAUAAAACGAUUUUGAAAACGCCGCGCAACACAAGCUUUUUUCGAUUCGAACGAAAAAAGUAGCUGAUAAGCGUUCAUUUGAAAUAAAUUUUGUAUAACUAAACUGCAAGAAUGGGCUUCAAAGGCGGCCACAGUCCGCGAAUCAACAAAACGUUGAUAUCAUUGAAGCUGGUCGUGUUCCUGAUAAUUAGUGGUCUCACAGCCUUGCAUAUUUUGCAUGCCACAAAACCGUUGCUGUUGGGCUUGAACUUCUCCGAGUAUCGCACAAUUACAAUUGUUGCACCCUUUGUCUCCAUAUUGGGUCCGUUGAUAGCGGGUCCUUGGGCCGAUCGUUUGGCUGCCAAGAAUCCCAAUGGCUUUGGACGCACCCUGCGCACAUUGACAGCUGUUUUUCUGCUGCUGGCUGCAUUGAUUUAUGCCUGUUUGUUUGCCGUACCGGAUGUGGAAAGGGAACCGGUGCAGAAGCCACUGGUGAGCUUUGGCUGCGACGGCAAUGGCGCCUAUAUAUUCCAGAAACUGUGCACCAACGGCACCUGCCACAACUGGGAGCACAAGACGGGCAACCUGAACUUGACUCACUGCACCUACAGCUGCCUGAAUCCCAAUCUGCAUGAGAAUAUGAAUCAAUUCUAUUAUUUUGAACAAUUCACGGCAGCACCAUCUACCGAACAGAGCUCUGAGUUCGAUUAUGAGGAGGAUCCGGGCAGUGCAACCACCGAAAGACUCCGACCCAGGCGACAGCUCAACUUGGCAUCGGACAUAUCAGCAGAUAGUGCGGGUGUCGAGCUCAUCAGCUCGGAAGUGGAGCGUACAAAACGACAGACAAAGAAGGGCAUAGCAGAGAAAUACAAUGUGGGACCCCCACAUUUGUGCAUCACGGAGCGCAAUGAGCAGGGCGAGGAUAUAGUGAAGAACUGUCAUGUCUACACCUCGGAUACAAGCAGCAUUGUGAUGCAUGCCGAUAUGGGUGCUGCCAUGGAGGAGCCAACAACCAACGAGACCGAAGGCUGGUGCCAGUAUCCUUUGUCGGGCAUUCAGUGCAACAUACCCGAUGCGCAGGCGCAGCGUAUCAAGAACCUGAAGAGGGGCACCAAUUGCAAGCCGAGUGUUCAGUGUCUGAUCCUUGAUCCAUACGAUGGCAAGGACAGUGUUCUCGAUGACAGUGAAUGUGUCAGGAUGACUGGCAGUGUGGAGGACACUCUGAUUGGUUAUUGGAUCAUUCGUUUGCUGGGCGACAUCUUCGCGCUGGCAGCUCUCACGCUACUCAAUACCGCGAUUGUGAUUGCCGUGAGGGAGACAUCGGAGGGUCGGGGUGAGGUGUGCCGCCAGUAUGUUUGGGGUGCCAUUGGCUAUGUUAUCCUAUUCUCGCCGUUGGAUCUGCUCUUCAUGCAACAGCAUCCCAAUCAGGAUGCCGCCUUGGCUGCCUUGAUUGUGUUCAUUGUUUGCUUUGUCCUGGGCGCUGUGGUGCUGCUCUGUGCCACCCAAAUGCCGCUCAGUCCACCCGAGUGGUGGUGGCACACCAAGACCGGCAUGUUGGUGGUGCCCAUGUCUGCCAUUCGUCGCUACAGCCCAGAGAUUGUGGUGCUUACACUGGUCUCCAUUUUGUUUGGCACCUUCUGGAGCAGCAUUCACAGUUUCCUCUACUGGACAUUCACCGAUGUGAAUGCCAUUUGUUAUUCGGGCAUUAUACUCAUUCUGGUGCUCUUCUUCAACGUGGACCGGUUCAUUGAGUAUUGCGGACACUCGAACAUAUUCAUUGCUGGCUUUGCCAUCUUUGUGAUUCGCUUCACGGCUCUGACUGAUGCGCAAACGGAUUGGCUGACUGUCAUCAUGGAGACCAUUGAGCCGGCUGUCAUUGGUCUGAUCUGGAUCACGAUUAUACUCUAUAUGCGCCAUGCUAUGCCUCGCAAAUUGACUGCCACCGGUCAGGCCAUCGCUGUGUUGGCCUUCUUUGGUUUAGGCAAGGGCUUUGGUGCCUUGAUUGGCCUUGCCCGUGAGGAGAAGCACCACAAACUGGAGGAUUGGACGUGCACCUAUCAGUGGCUGGCGAUCGUUGCCUGCGUUGUGUCGCUCGUCUAUUUCGUGAUCUAUAAUCUGAUUUUGGCGCCACGCUGCACUGCCAAGCCACAGCAUGCCGAGGAGCUGAUCUCGGGCUCAGCGUCGCAGAACCUUGGCACAAAUGGCACCACCAAUGGACAUGGUACAGGCACCGGGGCAGGGGGAGCGGGCGUUGGACCGGGUGCCGGUGCCUCAUUAAAUGGCACUGCCAAUGGCAGCUAUUCCCCGCUGCGUGUUUACCACAAUGAGCGGGGGAAGAAGGGACAGUUUAGAUACUAAAUAAUAGUUACCAGCUAUGGCGAUAUGAGUUCUCCUUCUUUUUUAGAUUUUCUGAUUGUGUGUUGCGCACAUAUUUUAUACCCCAUUAAAGGGGAUAUUUUUGCUAAGUGUAUACACAGAGAACAAAACAAAAACAAACAAAAAUGCGAAAAGUGAGCUACUUUUUUCUAAAAAAAAAAAAUAAUCUGUAUGGAACUUCUUUUAUUUGUUAUUUAAUGCAAACUAAGCGUGUUCGUAAUAUUAAUUUAAUGUCUACAAACAUAAUUAGAUAGGAAGCUGCCACUUCCCCUGCCCUCCGCCCCACUUCAUGUCGAUCUUUUUUUAUGAGGUUUCAUAUUGAAGGCAUCACAAUUAAAUAUACCUUUGCGUGAUUUUUACUAAGCAUACGAAUUGCAUAUAUACCACUUACAUACAUAAAUACAGACAUGAAUGUAACAAUAAAAAAAGCAAAAAGCAGAAAUGUAAUUAUACCAAAAUAAAAUUAAUGAUAAUUUUAUGUUUUGCAAUUAAGUAAAAAAA